AUGACAUCCCAAUCCCAUCCCAGCACCCGUCCCAACACGGAGAAACACUCCGACCCCGACCCCAUCGCCUACGAAGCAGAGGUAUACCAGCGCGGACUGCAGUACCAGCGCCCCCCGUUCACCUUUAAGCCUCUAGAAUGGGAACACCUCGCUGCGGAGCGCAUGUCUGCCGACGCAAGGGGCUAUGUGCUCGGGUGCGCGGGGACGGGCGAGACGGCGCGCAAGAAUAGGGAGGCUUUUGGGAAAUGGUCUAUUGUGCCGCGGCGAUUAGGGUUAGGUCGGUCCCGGUCCUUAAAAAGUAAAGAUGGGGAGAAGAGCGAAAGGGGAGAGAAUCAGGGAAAGGUGUUCCCGGACCUCUCCGUCAAUGUACUGGGUAGAACCCUCCCGUACCCUAUCGCCUGCGCACCCGUCGGCGUCCAGAAGAUCAUGAAUCCCGACGGGGAGAUAGCGGCUGCCAGAGCAGCGGCGCGGGAAAGGGUCCCGUUUAUACUGAGCACGGCGAGUAGUUCUAGUAUCGAGGAUGUGGCGCGGGCGAGUGAUUCGGGGGUGGGAGAUGGGGGGAGGGCGGAGAGGUGGUUCCAGUUGUAUUGGCCGGCGAGGGAACAUGAUGAUAUUACCUUGUCGUUGCUGGGGCGAGCGACAAGGGCUGGGUUUGGGGUGUUGGUGGUUACGCUGGAUACGUAUAUAUUGGGGUGGAGGCCGAGUGAUAUGGAUAAUGGAUAUAAUCCCUUCCUCCGCUCCGACCAAGUCGGUAUCGCUAUUGGGCUCUCGGACCCGGUGUUCCAAGCACACUUUAGGGAGAAACACAAUGGUCUCUCUGUCAACGAUGACCUAGGCGCCGCGGCAGCAGAAUGGACACGGACUAUCUUCCCAGGCACAAUUCACACGCUCGAUGACGUGGCCUUCCUGCGUGAGCACUGGGACGGCCCCAUCGUACUCAAGGGCAUCCAGAGCGCAUCCGACGCGCGUGAGAUCGCAGCCUCAGGACUUGUAGACGGGAUCGUAGUGAGCAACCACGGAGGACGACAAGCAGACGGUGGCAUGAGUUCCCUAGGAGCACUAAAGGGAAUUGUAGACGCCGUACACGCCGUCCACGCCGUCAACACCUCUACUCCCAACUCAGAAACCGACAGCGCAGAAAAGGGGAACAGGAAACUCCAAAUCCUCUUCGACUCGGGGAUCCGCAGCGGCGCGGACGUGGCCAAGGCGCUUGCUCUCGGCGCGGACAUGUGCCUCGUCGGACGGCCGUACGUCUACGGGCUGGUGCUCGGGGGCGAGGAGGGCGUUGCGCAUGUGCUGCGGAGCUUGCUGGGGGAUCUGGAGCUUACGCUGCAUUUGUCGGGGAUAGGGUCCGUGGGGAAGGGGGAUUUGAAUGGGGGGGUGCUUGUUAGGGAGGAUGAAUUGUUUUAG
Messenger RNA from Daldinia loculata, 1410 nucleotides. Its product is annotated as putative FMN dependent dehydrogenase. The transcript has 2 exons. Gene Ontology annotation, molecular function: oxidoreductase activity. Lineage: Eukaryota; Fungi; Ascomycota; Sordariomycetes; Xylariales; Hypoxylaceae. The record is from RefSeq and is a predicted model, not a curated record. Bases 1 to 1410 code for a protein of 469 amino acids.